ACCUGCAUCUUCCAAUCCCAUCGCCAUCUUUGUUUUUCCCUACCACUACCACCCCUCCUUCCCCUCCUACCCCACCACACCCCGUUGAUCAGCUGAUUCCUGAUUUAUUAUUUUGGCGCUACACUUUUCACAAUUUCACGGUUUUUAUUUCACCUCUGACUAUUUUUCUGGAGUAAUUCUAGUGAUAUUUAUAAUAAUGUGAUUUAUUUAAUUGAUGGUUGUGGUUAUUGUUGUAUUUAAAAUGUGGAUUUAAUUAUUUAUCGUGUGGUUUUGGAUAUUUAGGAGAGAUAACUGGGCACGUGUGUUUAGGAUUGAUAUCGGAAGAAGACUGAGGGAUUUUUGAAUGUGAAACUCCAAAAAAAUGAGUUCAUACGUUUCAAGGAUAAAUCAGCUGGACGCGGUGCAAUUGGACGAUGAAAUUCACCGGAUAUUCGUGGCACGAGCCCAGGAGAUAUCCCGAUUAUUCACCCCAGGUACGACCGACAAAUGGUCACCAGAGAUAAACGCUGGAUUGCGCUCGCUCAUCUGGAUAUUUUCCCUGGGUACUGGAAAAUCGACAUUCGGUCAAAAAUUAUUGGAUCUAACCUACAUCGAUUUAACACGAGCAAAAUCACUACUCAUCCUCAUUCUCUCAGUCCUCCCGAAGUACCUGGAGGACAAGUACGUCGACCCCAACAGAAUUUCGCUCAGACCUCGUGACAAAAUCCUAAAAAAUUAUCUCGAGAGAAUUUUCAACAUUUUUAAUCUCCUGAGUUUUAUUAAUCUGUUGUUGUUCCUGAAUCGAGGCACCCAGCCGACGAUUUUGGAGCGACUCCUGGGGAUCUCCAGCAGGAACAUCGCCUCGACGAGACCCAGAACCAUCGGAUACUCCUACAUGACUAGGGAAUUGCUCUGGCAUGGGCUCAUGGAGCUGUUCACCAUCGGUUUACCUCUCAUCAAUUUUCAUUACUUGAAGAGAUGUUUUAGAUUCUCUCGACGAGAUAAACCGGAUGCACAGGUGAUUCCAGUAAUGACUGGCAAUACUUUAUGCCCCCAGUGCGAUGAAACUCCUGUUCUACCUCGUCAUGCUGGUUGCAGUCAUAUUUACUGCUAUUACUGCAUCAGUGCGCAGUUCAAAGUCUACGAAAGUUUUGAAUGUGUGGCGUGUGGCACUGAACUCCACCUCAGGAACAUGAAGACAUACUCUGUGGCUUCUUGAUUUUUUUAAGAUGUAUAUUCGUGGGAGGAUUGGAUUUUUCGGGAGAGAAAGGUAAUGUGCGAUAACUCAUGUGAUAAUUAAUUAAUUCAAGGGAAUUAAUUAGUUAUGGUAUUUUGAACGCGAUAACUUCCGGACCCUGAAGGUAUAAGUUUUUUUUCUUCUGCAAUUUUACCGAGUCUGAAGAUAAAUAUUUUUGUAAAGUCAAUUAAAAUAAUUUUAAUGAAUAAAUAAUUGGAGGUAAAGAGUGAAUUAUGAAUUUUUGGCCAGAGACUGGGACUUUUUAUUCAUCAGUUCAAAAUUCCCACUAUUUUUUCAUGAAAAAAAAAAAAAAAAGAAAUAAUAGUAAUCCAUAGGAUCACACAGACGUACACAGCAUACCAUUUGCAUAUCAAAAUUUUCGAUUAUUAUUAUAUAAAAAAAUAUCAUGCAGCAAUAUAUAUAAAAAGACAUUAUUUUUUUUUUCGUUUUUUCAUAACAAUAUUUCAUACUCUGUUCGAACAUCUGUGAAUCAUGUGGGCAGAGUGAAAUGGACGAGCGAGUAACAAUAUAUAUAUUUUUUCAAUUAAUUUCAAAUGUAUCAUUCGCUUGAUUGUGUAAGUACAAAUUGCUCAAGUGCGCGUGCACUUUAUUUCCAAUACAAUGAUUAAGUGGAAUGUCUACGAGUACAAUAACACAAGCUGCAUAUUGAUUUUCCAACAAUUUUCACUUUUUCAAUCUCACGAUAUUUUAAAAUAACACUUAAUUAUAAAAAACGCAGCGACGGAGUCAGUUGACUUUUCUCAGUUCCAAAGGAUUUCUUCGAACCUUCGAGUCCACAGUGGCAUACAUUAAAUACAAUCGCUACUGGAUGGAAGAACAAUGUAGAAUUGACGGUGAAUGUACGGUGGAUCAAUUCUAAAUUAUUUAAAACAAUUAUUUAACAUCGUGAGAUAUGUCAUGUGGGAAUUAACAUUUACAUUAUUUAACAUCCCCUCGCUCGCCCCUUUCAACCCCCCACCGAGGCAUAUCCUCACCAAUCUUCACAUUUUCUCUCAUAUUUUCGUUUGCCCUUCAUUAAUCACUAGAUUAAUUAUUCCAUUUGUAUGAACAUCGGUGAAAUUUUUGUUUAUCUUCAUGCAGAAUUAUCAACAUUAUCAUUAAUCUUCAGACCUGAAUUACAUUUCUCUCGCCCACUCAAUUGCGCUGUACCUCGAACCUCGUUAAUUAAUUUCAAGUCAUGCAAAAAAAAAAUGUGUGAAAAAAAAUGGAAAAAAAAAAGUGUUUCGACUGAUUUCAAUGAGUACGAGCGCAAGUGAGUCUCAGUUUAUUCGGACAGACAGUGGAAUUUAUUGACCGAAAUUAUUCAAGACACCAAAGGGAUCGAAACAACGGACGAUAUUACACGAACACAAUUGGAUUUAUCAUUUAGGUUUCAUGUGAAUUCCUUCUAUCGUUCAAUCGUUUAAACUCUCAUUCGACAGAUUUUUUACUGCUUUUCGCCAGGGCCCACUCUAGUUCGGUUGAGAAGCGGCAGAACGUAAUUUUUUUUCCCAUUGAUUUUUUUUUUAUGAGAACUUUGAUCCAGGAAUUCUCCGCCAAAUGGGUGAUUAAAAUACCGGUGAGAGGACUUAAAAAAUUUGUUCACUUCCCCAGGAGAGGAUGAAACUAGUCCAGAGCCAUUUGAAGCCCUCAAGUUAAUUUAAUAAUUGUUUAAAAAUACGAGGUGGAGCGCCGCCAUCUUCGAGAGUCUGUGCGCCGCCGUUUUUCACCACCUCGAAUUUUUAAAAACAUAUUCAACUGACCUGCGAUUUUCAAAUCACCUUGAACUCGUUCCAUUCAAUUCUUAUAAAGUGAAAAAAUUUGUAAAACCCUUUUUCUGACAUUUCCACCGGUAAUUGACUGAAAAUUCGUGAAUUAAAAUUUCCAUUACAUUCAGCCACUCCCCCACCAAUUCCUGUGCAAUCUCUCACCGAAAAAAAAAAA
Fopius arisanus is the source of this 3160-nucleotide messenger RNA. RefSeq names its product peroxin 2 (gene Pex2). The coding region runs from base 362 to 1198 and encodes 278 amino acids. NCBI's taxonomy places the organism in Eukaryota, Metazoa, Arthropoda, Insecta, Hymenoptera, Braconidae. The transcript is spliced from 2 exons. Gene Ontology annotation, biological process: protein import into peroxisome matrix. The record is from RefSeq and is a predicted model, not a curated record. Gene Ontology annotation, molecular function: zinc ion binding. Gene Ontology annotation, cellular component: peroxisomal membrane.